AUGCUGUCUCUUGGAAGAGCGGCUGCUCUUACGCUAGGGUUCUUUGGUGCAAGCCAGGCUUUGAAAGCAACGAUCCUUGCCGACACCAACCGCGAUGGCAAAGUGGACGCUGCCGGAAAGAGUGACCUCGCUGGCAAAAAUCGUUGGACUGAGACAUCUGGUGCUCUCUUCCUUGCCAACAUAGGCGACUCCAAUGGGCGAUGCGCAGCCAACAUUACCACGGACAUACUUGCAGAUGACUAUGUGGAUUAUUCUCUCUGCCACGAUGCCACUGACAAUGUCCAGCGCAACCCCAAGUAUCUAGCGCCUGUUUUGACUCUACCAAUUUCCAAUCUCAGUGCCUUGGCAACGGGAUCCGUCGUGGUUGUUGACAAGACUGCCGCCCCCAAGGUGCGCAUUUUCCUCAAGGACGGUGCCAAUUGGGCCUACGUUCCGUCCAACUACACCUUCACGGCGGAGCAAUUGCGGCAGGGUCUGAACUUGGGCAUUGACGCCCGUGAUGUCCGCACUCCGGAAUGGGAUGGCAGAGCCACAGUGCAGUUCUCUGUCAAAGAUGGGAGCGCCGAGGCCAAAGACAGCGUCGCCAUGCGAGUUGCUCCUGUUCUGACGCAUCACCACGCCCAACUCGCUGAGCAGGUGUUUGCGACAGACGGGUGGGUACCCGAGGAAGUCGGCAACAGAACUAAUCAAUUUGCUGAGGAUCUCGAGAGACUCUCAGCUCAGGCUGGCUUGAAGCAGCCGUUCUAUGCAGUAAAUGUCACAGACAACUGGACUCAGGACUUCUUUGAGCCGGGAUAUACGACCAUGCCAGGACCAGACGGCCCAGUUGUACUCCGCGUCAUGAUAGCUUCAGCGCAGAAAGAUUCUGAAAGGAACAGAUCGCACCGCUGGCUUUUCCGCGAGCUACGGUCUGAUACCGCUGGAGCUGUUUUGCACCGCACAUUUGGAGGUACUACAGAUUCUACUGGCAAUUUGGAAACGGUCCCGCCAUACACAUUCAAUGGCAAAUCUUACCCCGCCGGCCGUGCGAUCAUGGGCUCACAUUCUGGUGUGAAACCUGAAAUGGUCAAGUUUCUUGACGCACAAGAGGUACAGGCACCCAUCGAGAUCGACACGACCUGGCUUGAAGUUGGACACACAGACGAGUUUAUGCAAUUCCUCCCUGCGAAAAGCGAGCGGGGCUGGGUCAUGAUGGUAGAUGAUCCUCUGGCCGGCCUUGCGAUUCUUCAACAAGCGAAAAAGAAUGGCAAUGGGGAAGUUCGCGCCUUGUCUCGAGAGAGGCAGCCGUAUGAUUGGGAUGACACGUGCUUGCCCAAGGACACUAUCAACGACGUUCUGAACAGAGCCAACUUCACCGAGAUCCAGAAGUAUUGCGACGACAACAUCAAGGCCAACAUCGCUAUCCUUAAGCGUGAGACGGGCAUCACCGAUGCGGAGAUCAUCCGCGUGCCCACGCUCUAUCACCCUCACAAGAACACUCUGGGCUGCAGCACAUUCAACGGCACGUAUUGGACCCCCCCGCCCAAGAAUUCCUCCGUCGAGGAGAGAGAUGAAAGGCCUAACGGGCACAAUAUGAGGUAUAGAAAGGCGCAUCCCCUGAAUAUCCUCGAAGCCGCAGGCGUCAAGCGCCCGUCUGGCAUUGCUAAGCGUGACGAAGGCGACGCACUUCAAGUCAGCGCCUUUUAUCCGGGCUGCAUCAACGGCGUUGUUCUUUCCAACACGGACUAUGUGGCCCCCAACCCCUGGGGACCCAUCAUCGAUGGAAAGGACAUACUCGCGACGGCUGUUACCGCUGCGUACGCCAAGGUCAACUACACCAUCCACUACAUGGAUGAUUGGUUCUCGCACCACACGGGGUCGGGCGAGGUUCACUGCGGUUCCAACACCGUUCGCGAGAUUACCGCCAAGUGGUGGUAA
Messenger RNA from Akanthomyces muscarius, 1917 nucleotides. RefSeq lists its product as uncharacterized. The record is from RefSeq and is a predicted model, not a curated record. The transcript is spliced from 2 exons. The coding region runs from base 1 to 1917 and encodes 638 amino acids. NCBI's taxonomy places the organism in Eukaryota, Fungi, Ascomycota, Sordariomycetes, Hypocreales, Cordycipitaceae. Gene Ontology annotation, molecular function: protein-arginine deiminase activity; calcium ion binding. Gene Ontology annotation, cellular component: cytoplasm.